Molecule: messenger RNA, 5727 nt
Organism: Notothenia coriiceps (black rockcod)
Lineage: Eukaryota; Metazoa; Chordata; Actinopteri; Perciformes; Nototheniidae
Gene: agrn
Product: agrin
Exons: 22
Coding region: 1-3270 (1089 amino acids)
Molecular function (GO): calcium ion binding
Source: RefSeq, a predicted model, not a curated record
AUGCGGGAAUACACCAUCUCUGAGCCGGCAGACCGACCCACCCCCAACCCCCUCGCCACCACCCCCAGCUCAAGCUCUGUUGCCACCAUCACCACCCCCACCUCCUUCCACCCUAACAUGGUGUGGGCCAUCCCGCUUCCGAGGACGGAAGAGCCAUCGACCACUGAGUGGCCCCCUGCCACCACCAUCUCUUCCACCCUCAUCAACAACAGAGCAAAACAACACCACAUCAUCCACACCCAGCCGCCGCAGUCCACCACCACCUCCACCCCCCGCAGCAGACCGCCCCCCCCCGCCGCCGCCGUGUCCUUCGACGGCUCAGGCAGUGGGGAGCCCAGCGGCGAUGACCAGACGGAAGAAGAGGAGGAAGAGGAAGCGGGUAGCGGCGUUCCAACAGAGGCCAGUGGCGCAGAGGAGCCUGUCGCCACCAUGAGGUUCAGCGGCUUCCUGCACUUGGACCAGGUGGAGGGCCAGGAGAUAUUCUACACCCCUGAGAUGGAGGACCCCAAGUCGGAGCUGUUUGGAGAGACAGCCCGCAGCAUAGAGAGUGCACUCAAUGAGUUAUUCAGGAAGUCGGAGGUGCACAAAGACUUCAUGAGUGUUCGUGUCAGGAAUUUGGCUCCAAGCAACUCCAUCUUGGCCUUUGUGGAGGCCCACUUCAAACCAGAUACCAGGUUCACGGUGGAAGACAUCGAAGGAGCCCUGCUCAAACAGCUGAAGGCCUCCAAAGACACCAGCAUCGCUGUGAAGAAGCCAGAGGACGAGAAUAUCCGCUUCACCAAUUAUGGCAUCUCCUCCGUCCCCUUCUUCACCACCACCACCACCACCACCACCACCACGGCCUCAGUCACCACAGCCGCUCCCAGCACCACCACCAUGCCUCCCCCCACCUCCCCGUACAUCACCCGCCGCCCCCCAAUCACCACACGCAGGCCCUAUGGCAGACGCACCACCACAACGUCAGCGCCUGUAACCACACCGCGACCCACCACCACCACAGAGGCCCCCACUACCACUGCUCCACCUCCAGCCACCACAGUAGCCCAUGUCCGAGGCAGGCUGCACCACAAGAAGCCCUGCAGCUCCCACCCCUGCCUGCACGGGGGCACCUGCGAGAACGAGGGCAACGACUUCAGCUGCAAGUGUCCCGCCGGGCGAGGAGGCUCCGUGUGCGAGAAGGUGAUCAAGUACUUCAUUCCGUCAUUCGGAGGCCAAUCGUACUUGGCGUUCCAAACCAUGAGCGCCUAUCACACGGUCCGCAUAGCCAUGGAGUUCCGGGUAUCCGAGAUGACCGGGAUCCUGCUCUACAACGGCCAGGACGGCAAGAAGGACUUCAUCUCUCUGGCUCUGGUGAACGGCAAGGUGGAACUCAGGUUUAACACAGGUUCGGGAACUGGAACAGUUGUCAGCAAAGUACAAAUCAAUCAGGGCCGCUGGCAUCAGCUGGUGGUGACGCGCAACCGCCGCAACGCCAUGCUCAGCGUGGACAACGAGCCGCACAUCGAGGGCGAAAGCCCCCGCGGCACAGAUGGCCUCAACCUGGACACCGACCUGUUCAUCGGAGGAGUGCUCGAGGAAAUGAAGCAGGAUGUGAGGGAGCGGACGGCGGUGGCCACCGGUGUGGUGGGCUGCAUCCGCCUGCUGGAUGUCAACAACCGUGUGCUGAACCUGCAGGAGAGCGGGGGGGACAGUCUGUACGGCAGCGGCGUGGGCGAAUGUGGAAACAACCCCUGCCAGCCCAACCCCUGCAAGAACGGAGCUGCAUGCCAGGUCAAGGAGGCAGAGAUGUUCCACUGCAAGUGCAGCAAAGGAUUCUGGGGUCCAACUUGUGCUGACGUCCAUGAUCCAUGCGAGCCCAACAGGUGCCAUCCAUCCUCCCAGUGCCAGGCGCUGCCGGAGGGAGGCUACAAGUGCGAGUGUCCCAUGGGACGUGAGGGGAGGCACUGCGAGAAAAUGGCUGAGAAGAGAGGGGCUUAUAUGCCGCUAUUCGACGGAGACUCUUACGUGGAGCUGAAGGGACUUCACCUCUACGGGCACGAUUUGCGUCAAAAGGUCAGCAUGACGGUGAUUCUCAAGGCCAACAGCUCCAACGGUUUGAUAUUCUACAACGGCCAGAAAUCGGACGGAAAAGGAGACUUCAUCUCUCUGUCCCUCAAUGAGGGCAUCCUGGAGUUCCGCUACGAUCUGGGGAAGGGACCCGCAACCAUCAGGAGCAUGGAACCAAUCCAGCUGAAUGUGUGGAACACCAUCAACCUAGAGCGCUCCAACCGCAAAGGAGAGAUCAUGGUGAACAAGAAGGACCCCGUCCGAGGAGAGGCACCGAAAUCACGAAAGAACCUGCACGUAGAUCUUAACCUGAAAGAGUCUCUUUUCGUCGGCGGAGCCCCCGAUUACAGCCGGCUAGCGAGAGUCGCUGCACUCACGGAGGGCUUCAAGGGAACGAUCCAAAAGAUCAUUCUGAUGGGCACCCCGAUCCUUAGAGAGGAGAACGCCCUGCGUGCCAGCAACAUCGACAUGUUCCAGGAGCACGCGUGUUCCCAGGAGCCCUGCCAAAACGGCGGCCGCUGCAACCCCAUGCUGGAUGCCUACGAGUGCGUGUGCCUCAGUGGGUUCUCAGGGGGCCGUUGUCAGAACACCAUCUAUGAGAAGUCUGCAGGAGAGACCGAGGCCAUUGCCUUUGACGGGCGGACGUUCAUCGAGUACCACAACGCUGUCACAAAGAGCCAACUGACCAAUGAGAUUCCAGAUCCCGAGUCUCUGGAGAACCCAUCUGACCAGAGCGAGAAGGCUCUGCUGGUGAACAAAUUUGAGCUGAGCAUCCGGACGGAGGCAACCCAGGGCCUGGUGCUGUGGAGCGGGAAGGGCGUGGAGCGCUCCGACUACAUCGCCCUGGCCAUCGUUGACGGACACAUCCAGAUGACAUACGACCUGGGCUCCAAGCCCGUGGUGCUGCGCUCCUCGGUGCGCGUCGACACCAACCGCUGGAUACGCAUCAAGGCCAGCAGAGCACUCAGAGACGGCUCUCUGCAGGUCGGCAAUGAGGCAGCGGUAACAGGGUCGUCGCCCCUGGCAGCCACGCAGCUGGACACAGACGGAGCGCUGUGGCUCGGUGGUCUGGAGGAGCUGGCGGUGGCCCGUCGGUUGCCCAAAGCCUACAGCACGGGCUACAUGGGCUGCAUCAAGGACGUAGUGGUGGACGGCGUGGAGCUCCACCUGGUGGAAGACGCCCUAAACAGCCCCAAAAUACUACACUGCUCCGCCGCCAAAUAACCCAGCAGAGACCGAGUCUUGAAAAAUUAAACGGAGAAAAAUAAGAAACCUCCCACUCGCCCCCUCCAUAGCGCCAUGUCUCCUGCUGUAAUUAUUUUCUAUUUUUGUAUACUUUUCAUUGCUUUUUAUGUGGAAAGAAAAUGUUGAUUUAAUUUUUGUUUUAUAUAUUUGUUUCUUCUUUUUUUUUUAUCUGCACCUCCAUAAACAGAACACACUUCUUUCUGCCCCUUCAUAUAUAUCUUCUUUUUUUUUUCAAAAAGCAGGCAUCUCUGUGAAAGGGAGAUUAUUCUUGUCAGUUUUGUUGUUUUAAAACAAACGCCAACUUAAAAAAAAAAAGAAGCCUGCUCCUUUUUUCCCUCCUCGCUCAUUACUUGAACACUGGUGGACGUCGCAGCAGAUCUCUGGUGACGGCCUUGUCUUGGUGCCAUAUCUAUCGUCCACAUUCCCCAAGCAUGGCCCAUACCGUACCUUCAUGAUAGACAUACAUUCCCCCCCCCCCGCUGCGGCUCUUUGAUGCCGCGGCCAGCUGGCGCGACUCCACACAAGAAACUCUAAUGUAAUCAGCCACCAGUAGCCCGCUGUUUUUUCCUAAUGGGACUUUUCAGAUAUCAGUCAAGCUGCUACAGUGAGAAAGUACACAGUCGAGACCGCUCCAUCAACCCCAUCGCAGAGCGCCCUCCCCAAAAAAGAAAAAAAAACUCUCCACUCAAUCUGAAUCCCAUCAGAGCCUCUAGUUUUGAAAUAUAACUCACUAACACUUCAAGCCAACAUGACGGAGAGAGCGCUCCACAGUGACGCGCAUAUCAUUAGUCAUAAGUCAAGACAUGAAUAAAUGUUAUAAAUAUAGAGUAUAUAAAUAAUACCUGAGACUGUGAAUAUGUAAGAUGGGUUCUCUUUGGAGAAUUUUGCUUCUCAUAUACUAUUGUGCGUUCUGUUUUACAAUCCAAACUAAUGAUGACCACUAUAAAUGCAUGCACUUCUGCAGUGUUGGUUUGAAUCUGGUUUUUGUUUCUAGUUUUAUUUUGAAAAUAAUUCCCACUGAGCUCGGAAUAAUGUUUUAUAUUUGUUCAUUCCCUGUAUCUUUUAUGGCCUUUUUUUAAAACUUUUUUUCCUGGGAGCAGUUAGUUUUGCAGGACAUUGAAUGGUGCAUACGGGGAAGAGGUUGUUACCAUAUCUGACCUUAAGGAGGUGCUGAAAGCAAAGACUGAAGAAGGACAGACAGGAAGGAGGCCAGCAGAGAUCUUAUCAUGAGGAGAGCUACCACUCUUGGGAAUGUCCCGUCAAACAGAAAUAUCUUCAAAAACUCUUUCUGAGACUUCAUUUCUUUUCGUAUUUGACCUCGGAGCAUUCCUGGAGGACUCUUUUGUUUUCCGGCUGUCCAGAGAAAGACGUUGUGACUUUUUGGAGCCAUAACAGUCGCAAACAUGGGAUGCAUAAUCCUACAGUACUUGCAAAUUAACAUAGUGACGCAUGGGUUUGUAUUACUAGUGCGAAUUCUGUAACUUUCAGUGAACUGAUGCAACGUGGUAAAGUCGUCCACAAUAAGCCGCGCUGACCGACUUAAAGGACACUUUGUUUUGAUAUGAGAACUUUGGCAAUACUCUGACACAAAAUCAUGCCUGUUCAUGGUCGAGUAUCGAAUGGUCUUGUGCUACUUUUUCUUUUCUUAAUUUCCUUCUUAAAUCAUCAUUGUUUUUUGUACAGCCCUUGUGAACUUAGCAAAUGUGUUAUAUGUGGAGGUUUAUGUUUUUAGUAAUAUACACUGGAACCAUGUCGUCCACAUGAUGAUAUAAUCAUGUGGGGAGGGAAAGCCCUGAAGCUAUAACUGUGUUGUUGAGUGUCCACACCAGGAAACCCUUAUUUUCUGAUGCAAGACACGUUUAAAAUUCCAGCACUGUUAACCUUGGACUGGUCUUAUUGUACCAUUGUUUGAAUUUGAUCCGCUCAGGUGGCGACAUUAAUAAAGGAGAAAUCCCUGUGUAUUCAGAUUGACUCGAGAAAAUUAAGACGAUAGCAGUCUAUGGUUUGAAACUAUUUGCCUUAAAAACCCAAUCACCUCUUCUCUGAGCAGGUGACGUCAUCCAUAUAACUUUUUCCUUAUUUUAGCAAGUGUAUUAGCCUCAUCCCCAUAAUGUAAAGGAGUAAUACAUAAUAAUGAUAACUAUAUCAGUAAUAAUGCUCAUACUGUACACAAAAAUAAUCCCGGGGGGGCUCUGCAAAUGUCCCCUCCGGCUUUUUACGAAAAGAUCUUCUAUUUACUGUUUUGGAAUCUAUUUUCUGUUCCUUAUUUAUGUCUGUAAUGACCCUCCAUGUCCGGCCUCUGUAAACUACUGUCUGACUGCAAAGCUCCUCAAAGGCCAGUGCACCGCGUACGAGUGGCAUGACCUGAACAUUACUAACUCUAUGACCUUUGUCUUGUGAUCCUACCACCAUGAAAUAAAAUGUCAACCAAAUGGA